Spirometra erinaceieuropaei is the source of this 450-nucleotide messenger RNA. The record is from the annotation of a GenBank genome assembly. Lineage: Eukaryota; Metazoa; Platyhelminthes; Cestoda; Diphyllobothriidea; Diphyllobothriidae.
AUGGCGCAAGAACUUCGGAAGUCGGCGCACUACAAGGUGGACAUCGAUGCAUUCAGAUCCCUGGGUCUCCGAACAAGGCUAACCACAGGAGUUUUAUGCUGGCUACACCUUAUCUGGAGCGGUCGUCCAAAGGCAGAGCGAGGGGACGCGGAUGACGCCUUUGACAGCCGAAACGGCAUCGUGGGACGACUGCAGUGUCUGCCGCAGGGCAUCAGCGAUCGUCUAAUGAGCCUACGUCUGCCUCUACGGGGAGGCAAAUUCGCCAUCACCAUCAACGUCUACGCCCCGUCGAUGACCCACCGUGACGGCGCAAGGGUCAAAUUCUACGAGGACCUGCACGAACUCCUACCGAUUACGUCGAAGGCCGAUAAUUUAAUCGUACUCUCUGACUUCAACGUCCUCGUCGGCACACACCGUGCUGCCCGGAAAGGAGUGCUGAACCUUUCAUGA